This is a messenger RNA of Trichoderma asperellum CBS 433.97, 1992 nucleotides long. RefSeq lists its product as uncharacterized. The record is from RefSeq and is a predicted model, not a curated record. Lineage: Eukaryota; Fungi; Ascomycota; Sordariomycetes; Hypocreales; Hypocreaceae.
AUGAGCGGGCGCAAGCGAAGGGCGUCGACAUCGAGUGUCGAGACCGUAGAUGGUGACAAGAUCCGCUGGCUGCAAGAGUCUUCGGUCGUCAGAUCGCAACCGAAGGACGUCCACAAGGAUUUAUAUCCUUGCCUUGAGCUUCGAAACGCCACCGUAUAUGAUAGGAAAGGCGAAGUUCUCGAGAAUGCCCUCGAUGUCGCUGUGAGGGGCCCGUAUAUCGUACGAGGCUACCUCAUCAUGGAGGAUGCUUCUGAGAGAAGACAUCUCAUCAUGAGAGUUCGAUCAUCCACGCCCAUAGAGAUUCGCCAUUGCAUUGCUUAUUCGAUCGGAGAAGCGCCAGGAGCGCGCCCCCUCGUCUGGGCGCUGGGCCGAGGAGCUUGGUACGAGAUUAGUCCUUCAGAAGCCUAUCGCCCGAUAUUCAAUAAGAUGUGCGAGGCCACGACAAUGUAUUACAAUUUGGUGGAUAUAUAUAAUUCAAAACGACUAAACGAAAUUCCGGAAGCAUCAGGUUCGAGCCUUCUAGAAGCUCUUCACGAUGACUUUCUACAGUAUGCCAUGAAAAUUGGCGACGGGGCAACAUUCAAUGAGGUCUUGGAGCGGUGUGCUGAGCACGCCAUUUUCCUAGUUUGCCAGUUCACGCAAGAGUCUCUCGACCUUAUCGACUGGAAACAAACCCUAUUCUAUAAAUGGUUCACAACUGAGCAUGCCGAUGUGGUACAUAAAACUAUCGUAGCACUCAAAAACCCUCGAAAGGCGCGCAGUCCUUCACCACGUGAAAGAGCGAGCCCAGCACCAAGUAACAGGUCGUCAAGUCGCAUCGCCAGGAGCAUCAGCAUGGAGAAAGUCGACUCUGAUCAAAUUCAACUGUCAAAGCGAUCGAAACCAGCCUCAAAUGUAGAUGUGGCUACCCCUAGUACCACUGCCCAGCAGCCAGGAAUGCCUAUUCAAUCUGCUGAUGUUACCAUGAGCACUGCAGACGAAGAUGAAUCUCCCUUUGCCUCUGUCCUCUCCGCAAUAGAGGAGAUAUACGAAAAGCGAGCUGGGGCAAAGCGAGGAAUCUCUGGAAUGACUGCUCUUAAUCUCCUCUACUUUGAUUACAAGUUCCCCAAUUACAAAGACGGUUCCGUGGGUUCCCACAAAGUACCUGUUGAGGAAGUUCUGCAUUACAAUGCUUCUGCUUUGUUGCAGAAACUAGACAAGGACAAAUUCCAAAAGUUUCAGCUUUGGUCGUACCUAGAGGAGUUGGCGCAGAAGCCGUUCAACCCACGCUCUAUAAAACCAUCCGACUUCCCUUACCGCUUGGUGCCACGCAAAGCAACUCAGCGUUCGGCAAAGAAGCCAGUGCCAUCUGCUGUUGAGACAGACUCCUCUCCGCGUGAAAACGGCGACUCUCCCCGUCCCAUCGGCAAGACCUUGAAACGGCCUGGCCGGAGACCAGGCAAGACAUCUAGCUUACGAACGGUGGCUUCCUCCAAGAAACGAAUCUUUGCUGAGAUUGGAGAUGAUAGCGAGCCAGACUCCGAAUCGUCAGGCUUGAAACGAUCACAUUACUUCUCUGACAGAGAGGAAGAGGAAGAGGAGGAUGUUUCUAUGCAGGAUUCAACUGGAGCGAACACCCCUAGGGACGCUGGUCAAACUGUUCAUGUACGAACUGAAGAAUUAGAGCCGAUCCAGAUUGUGAUUCGAACGGAGAAGAUUCCCUCCACCAUUCCUCGAGGACCCGAUGACGCCUGGACCUGCGACCAGGACGGCUGCACCUACGUUGUAAGAGGCGGUGAUGCUGACGGGUGCCAAGCACGGAUCCAAAAACACUUUGAAGAGCACCAGGAGCAAACCAAGAGGCUCAAUCUGGCAGUCACUGAAAGCUCUCGCGGCCACAUGCCAAUCAAUCAUUUACUCGAGAAACUCAAACGGAUGGGCGAAAAAACUCAACCGCCUGUCAUACCGGUCGGGACGAUGCCGCAACCAAUCAAGAGGAAACUGAUAGCAUGA